Messenger RNA from Aspergillus tubingensis, 1167 nucleotides. RefSeq names its product actin-related protein 2. Bases 1 to 1167 code for a protein of 388 amino acids. Gene Ontology annotation, molecular function: actin filament binding. NCBI's taxonomy places the organism in Eukaryota, Fungi, Ascomycota, Eurotiomycetes, Eurotiales, Aspergillaceae. Gene Ontology annotation, cellular component: actin cortical patch; Arp2/3 protein complex. The transcript is spliced from 7 exons. The record is from RefSeq and is a predicted model, not a curated record. Gene Ontology annotation, biological process: Arp2/3 complex-mediated actin nucleation.
AUGGCUGAUAUGCCCAUUGUGCUCGACGGAGGAACUGGUUUCCUCAAGGUCGGAUAUGCUGCGCAGAACUUCCCCGAGCACCAGUUCCCCUCGAUAGUGGGGCGGCCCAUAUUGCGAACGGAGGAGCAGGCCGGCGACAUUGUCGUCAAGGAUAUCAUGUGCGGAGAUGAAGCUGCUGCUGCCAGAUCUAUGCUGCAAAUCACCUACCCUAUGGAGAAUGGUAUCGUGAAGAGAUGGGAUGACAUGCAACACCUAUGGAACUACACCUUUUACGAGAAGAUGAAGAUCGAUCCUACGGGCCGCAAGAUUCUCUUGACCGAACCCCCCAUGAAUCCCCUGAAGAACCGGGAGCAAAUGGCUGAGGUUAUGCUGGAAGGCUACAACUUUGGAGGUGUAUACGUUGCUAUUCAAGCUGUGCUUGCACUAUACGCCCAGGGUCUCAGCAGUGGUGUGGUCGUUGACUCCGGUGACGGUGUCACCCACAUUAUCCCCGUCUACGAAUCUACAGUCCUUAACCACCACAUUCGCCGACUUGAUGUCGCCGGUCGUGAUGUCACCCGUAACCUCAUCGCCCUCUUGCUCCGUCGCGGUUAUGCUUUGAACCGUACCGCCGACUUCGAGACCGUGCGCCAGAUCAAGGAGAAGCUCUGCUACGUGUCCUACGAUCUCGAGUUGGACAAGAAGCUCUCCGAAGACACCACCGUUCUUGUCGAGUCCUACACCCUCCCUGAUGGUCGCGUCAUCCGCGUCGGCAGCGAGCGCUUCGAAGCCCCCGAAUGUCUCUUCCAGCCGCACCUGGUGGAUGUCGACCAACCCGGUAUCGCCGAAUUGCUCUUCAACACCAUCCAGGGCGCCGAUGUCGACGUGCGCUCCAGUCUCUACAAGGCUAUCGUGCUCAGUGGAGGAAGCAGCAUGUACCCCGGUCUGCCUUCCCGGUUGGAGAAGGAGCUCAAGCAAUUGUGGCUCACACGGGUCCUGCAAGGCAACCCGGAGAGGUUGAACAAAUUCAAGGUGCGCAUCGAGGACCCGCCACGACGAAGACACAUGGUCUUCCUGGGAGGUGCCGUCCUCGCCAACCUGAUCGCCGACAAGGAGGAUAUGUGGGUUACCAAGCAAGAGUGGCAGGAACAGGGUGCACGUGCCCUGGCCAAGCUCGGCCCUAGAUAG